AUGAAGAAGUCAAAUAAUGAAAAUGACAUCAACCUUCGACCAUUACUGGCUAAAGCUGUGUUCACCUUGACACUUUUAAAUCCAACACAUCGCGAAAAAAAGAAUCAUAAAGCCCAUUGCAUGUCCAUAUUCCGACUGACACUCCCAUCUGAUCAAUGCUACGGCCUUGGACAUCAAACAGAUUAUCGAUUAUACCAAACUAAGUCAUCUGCUCUCCACAAGACUAAUCUUCAGGAACUACCGAAUUUCAAGCUUAGUUAUAAUGAGCAAGCAUGUUGA
Messenger RNA from Clunio marinus, 279 nucleotides. The record is from the annotation of a GenBank genome assembly. Lineage: Eukaryota; Metazoa; Arthropoda; Insecta; Diptera; Chironomidae.